Molecule: messenger RNA, 474 nt
Organism: Homalodisca vitripennis (glassy-winged sharpshooter)
Lineage: Eukaryota; Metazoa; Arthropoda; Insecta; Hemiptera; Cicadellidae
Exons: 3
Coding region: 16-474 (152 amino acids)
Source: RefSeq, a predicted model, not a curated record
AAAUUAAAAAACCAAAUGAAUUUUGUAGUGUGGGGGCAGAGAAGUGAUGACGAGAGUAUCUAUGACUCUUGGUCUGACGAUGAUGGAGAUAGCACGCACAAGUCAAGGACUACAAAGAAAGCACAGCGAACACUGGUCCAACCUUCUUUGGCACAGAUGUGUUGCAAUUUGCAGCGGGUUGCUGAUGCAGAAAUGCAGGAGGCUCUGGAAUGGCUGAAGGUAUCGCUACAGGAAGUGUUGGAUGAUCUGGACGACAAUGGAGAUGAUGAGGAAGGCAUUGCCUUAUUGCCUCUCACUGCAUCUUGUAUACAGGCAAUGGAUAAUCCCACCUUUCUCCAGCUGCUCGAUAUAUUGUCCAUUGACAAACCAACAGAUCAGGAAACGUACUGGAGGAUACCUGGACGUUGGAAGGCAGCUGAUUUAAACCAGACGAAUUGGUCUGAUAAAAGAUGCCCUGGAGGGGACAUUGCCUAA